AUGAGCGUCGUACGAGCUUGUCUCAUUGUGAUUAGUUGUUUCAGCUUCGUAUAUGGAGAUGCUUCUUACCAGGAAACUUUGAACUUGCGACCAUUGCCCAGAAACAAAUUACUUUCCACUUUUGAUUUCAAGGUACAGUCACAACCAUUUGAUUCCUCCUACUACGAUGACACCAAUGACCACCAAACCUUGAAAAAAAGUCACUAUACUUUAUUUCCGAGCUCACUAGGUCCAAUAAUAGAAUCUACAAAUACCAGGGAGUUGUCAUUGAGAUUUACACAAGGUUGGUGGGACGCCCAAUCAUGGGGCAAACUACCGUAUGAGGGUUGGUUCAGUGGGGGAACUGGUGUUGAAGUCGUGGCUUUGAUAGAAGCACCCAGUAUAUCUGUUGCGCGGAAACAUUGGUCCAAGUUGACUAAAAGCCUUUCAGGUUUCUUUUGCGCGUCCUUAAACUUCAUUGAUAAUGAUAUUACAACUUUCCCAAAGUAUGCUAUACAGGAUGCUAACACUGGUCAAUACGAGCCAGAAUUUGGAAACAAACUUUACUUGCUUCGUGCAGCAUUACCUAGUGAACCCAUUUGCACCGAAAAUUUGACACCUUUUUUAAAACUAUUACCAACUGGAGGUAAAGCUGGAAUUUCGUCACUUCUUGAUGGACACAAAGUGUUUGACUCGUUAUGGCAUGGAAUGUCUGUAGAUAUUUUCACGGAGUGCUCUGACAAAGGUAAUUGCAAAUUGAAUUUGUACCAAACAGUUAGUCAAGUUAUCGAUAUCGUUAGAUCAUUGCGUAAGAAGGAAGAAGGUGGAAUUCCCAAACCAACUGCAGGUGAAAAGUUGAGAUGUGACACUUCCAAGGAAUAUAACAUAUGGCAAUGCUUUCCUUUGAGUGAUCCGAUUGAAUUGCAAUGGAAUUUGGAGACGUUGUAUGGUAGAACCAUUAGAGGACCUGCCUUUGAGGGAGAUCAAGAAGUGAGCAGAGUAAAAAUCGACUACGAGCCCUCGGCUUGGAAUGUCACCUUGCAAAAAGAAAGCCCCACUUUUGUUGCCACGAGAUUCUUAGACAGCCAUGGAUCAAACGUUAUCGUGGAACCAAUAGUAGAACCACACGAUUAUAACUUCAAAUUUUCUACAACCAACUCCAGCAACGUUGUUCCCAUUGAACCCCCUCCGUUAUAUGUCUCACGUUCAUUAUCUGGCUAUUCUCUAGAUAAAGGCGGCUUGCGUGUUGUUUUUACCAAUCCUCGGAUCGAGGAUGUGGAAUUUACUUACUUUGAAUCAUUGCCUUGGUUUAUGAGGUUAUAUUUAAGUACAUUGGAUGUCACUUUGAAGAAUUCGACCGGAAUUUACGAUGUCAAAGAUCACUCGCAGUUUAUCAAAAGCAGGUAUUAUAAACCAGCAGUAGAUAGAGAAAGACCUUCUCAUUUAGAAUUUGUUUUCAAUGUCCCAGCUUUGCUGACAUUGGCGGUGAGUUAUGACUUUGAUAAAUCGUUGCUACUAUACAGAGAAUAUCCACCAGAUGCAAAUCAUGGAUUUGAUAUCGAGCCAGCUGUAAUCAGAAUAAAUGAGGGAGAUCAUCGUGGUGGCUAUGAAUUUCGAACAACCAGUUUAUUAUUAACCUUACCGACUCCUGAUUUUUCGAUGCCCUACAAUGUCAUUAUUUUGACAUGCACGGUCUUGUCGCUUGCAUUUGGCACCAUGUUUAACUUGCUCACCAAGAAAACUGUUACAGAAGAGGAAUUUGAGCUUGCUUCUCUGGAUACAAAGUUGGCCAAGCUUAAGCGAUCUAUUCUAACAAAAGUGAACAAAUUUAAGACCAAGGUGGAGUAA
Lodderomyces orthopsilosis Co 90-125 is the source of this 1827-nucleotide messenger RNA. RefSeq names its product GPI-anchor transamidase subunit. The transcript has a single exon. The record is from RefSeq and is a predicted model, not a curated record. Gene Ontology annotation, cellular component: GPI-anchor transamidase complex. Gene Ontology annotation, biological process: attachment of GPI anchor to protein. Lineage: Eukaryota; Fungi; Ascomycota; Pichiomycetes; Serinales; Debaryomycetaceae. Bases 1 to 1827 code for a protein of 608 amino acids.